Messenger RNA from Zerene cesonia (dogface butterfly), 645 nucleotides. Its product is annotated as carboxypeptidase inhibitor SmCI-like. Gene Ontology annotation, molecular function: serine-type endopeptidase inhibitor activity. Lineage: Eukaryota; Metazoa; Arthropoda; Insecta; Lepidoptera; Pieridae. The record is from RefSeq and is a predicted model, not a curated record. The transcript is spliced from 4 exons. Bases 1 to 645 code for a protein of 214 amino acids.
AUGGUUGUACCGAAGCUGCAGUUUUAUUUGUUGUUUCUUAUUGAGAGUAUUUUAAGCAAGAGGCAGAAAUACAACACGUAUAAGGAAUCCGUCUCCCGCGUUACUCCGUAUAAUCCACAAGUGCUCGAUAAGACAUGCCUUCUAAAGCCAGAUAUUGGGCCAUGUCGAGGAGAUAUCCUAAUGUACUUCUACAAUCCUUCUACCAAGGACUGCUCAAAGUUCUUCUGGGGUGGAUGUCAGGGAAACGGCAACAGAUUCAACUCUCGCUCAGAAUGUCUUCAGGCCUGCUUGAGUGAACCGAAUGGGAGACGUCAGCGACCCCGUUGGUGCAGUUUAACUUUCGAUUAUGGAUAUUGUUUUGGGUCCCUAACAGUUUGGUACUACGAUCCGCUGUGGCAAGUAUGCAAGGAAAGGAUCUACUCAGGCUGCGGUGGAAAUAAAAACAACUUUUAUAAUAAAGAGCAGUGCGAAUCCAUCUGCAAUUUCAAUACUGGAAUCAUCAAAUGGGCGACAAAAGGCGCCGAUAGAGUUAAAAAGGUGAUGAUUAUCAAUCCUAUAGGAGCCACAUCCAAAAGGGGCAAGCAUCAAGUAUCGACUACGAGAAUGAUUUCUAAUAAACCAAAUUUGACAAUAAAAAAUACUUAA